GCAGGCGCAGCGCGGCCGCGGGUGGGCGGAGCUGGCCGGGAUGAGCGGCGGAGGGACGGAGACCCCCGUGGUUUGUGAGGCCGCCUCGGGCGGCGGCGGCGGCGGCGGCGGCGGCGGCGGCAAGAAGGACUCGCUGGGGACCGCGGGCUCGCCAGCCCACCUCAUUAUCAAGGAUCUCGGAGAAAUUCAUUCAAGGCUGUUAGAUCACAGACCAGUUAUCCAAGGUGAAACCCGUUAUUUUGUGAAAGAAUUUGAAGAAAAACGUGGUCUUCGAGAAAUGCGAGUUCUUGAAAACUUGAAGAAUAUGAUCCAUGAGACAAAUGAACGUACUCUUCCCACGUGCAGGGAGGCCAUGCAAGACAGCUUGAACCACGUUCUCCAGAGACUGCAAGCAGCUACAGACUCGGUCUGUAGGCUCCAACAGAGGGAACAGGAGCGAAACAAGAUGCGUAAUGACCAUUUAAUAGCUAGUGAGAAACAGCAUAUAAUGCAGUGGGAGGAUUUCAUGAAAGAACAACACAGCAAACAGGCUGAAGUGGACGAAGAGCACAGAACAGCCAUGGAGAGGCUGAAAGAACAAUACGCCAAGAUGGAGAGGGGCCUGGCAAAAUACCCAGCCUUUGGAGAACUUGAGCCAUAACAGUGACAGACUGAUGAGAAAAUACUGCCUCCCCUCAGAAACCGCUCAGCCUCUGCCUCAAGUUGAGCAGUGUAUUCAGUGUCACUCUUCUGCAGAAAAAAGAAACUGCUACCGGAGUCUUAGCUGUUUCCUAGAAGAAGAAUGCCACAUCUUCCCAGUUUUAAUUUCCUGUAUCUGCCUGUAUCUCUAAAUGGGGAGAAGUAGGAGGAAAAUGGUAUAAACACGCUCUUUGUUAAUGAGGAUUGGUCUUAGUUUCCAUUGAUUAUCUCGGAGAACUGUAAAUACAGACUUCUUAGAAAAGUAAUUUAAUUCAUUCUUAUGCAGGGUUAAUGUUACUUUAUUAUUGUGGCUCAGAAGGCCGAUAUGGUGGCUGCCUGUCAGAGCCUCUUGGAAGAGUGUGUACAGUGUUAUUCCAUGAGUAAUGUACUGAGAAACAACUGUCCUGGGAGCAGAGACCACAUUGAAGAGAGUCAAAACUUUGUCUCUGCUCUUCAAAGAGAGCCACGUUGGUCUCUGAAUUGGCCUGUUAGGAGAAGUUGCAGAUUUUGCAUGGCAGCGUAGUGCCGUGUUUCACUGGAUGACAAGACAUGCUUGUUAAGUUUGUGGCCUUCCAGCACUUCAUAUUUUCAGCUUUUAAAAUGUGCUCACAAGGAAAAGCUUACCAAAAAUAGAGUUGACUUUUAACCUUUCCAAGAACCAUAAUCUUGCCCAUAGAUUUACCUCAUUUUUACGUGUGUUUUGCUGUGGGUAAGCUUUGUAAGAUAAAUAAUGUCUAUACAUGUUUCAGCUGUUUAAUGAGUAAUCAGCAAAAUCUGCCAAGGCGUCCCUCUGGAACCAUAUAAAGAUUCUGGCUCUGAGUACACCAGAAGUAUUUGCCCACAUGGCAAAUGAUCCGUGUUAAAUGUAAAUCCUUUUUAGUGUUUAAUGUCUGUUCUCAUCAGCAGGUGUAUUAAGAUGAAACAUGUACCAGUUCUGUCAUCACUGUGAUCUUUAAAAAUCUGCAUUUACCAAUCUAAUUGAGGAACUAAGUUGAUUUUUUAUUUGCCAUAAACCAAGCAGAAUUAAAUGCAGUAAUUUCAAGAGAUUUAUGACAAAUGAAUUUGAGGUAUGGAUAAAGCUUUCAGGUCUUUUUUUUUUUUUAUUGCUCUUCAGUAAAGAAAGGCACAAGAAAGAAAAUACUCAACUCUUGUGUUAUCUCAGUGUUGCUACUGCAGAAAAGUGACAAUGCUUGCUUGUGUAAAUUUAUGGCUUGCUGUCAAAGCUUCAUUCUUGGCUGCAUGUUGAAAAUGUGAUUAAAGUUAAUAGAGGAGAUGAAAUAAGUAUUUGAGAUUUCUUUCAGUAACACUGAACUUCUGCCAACUCCCUCUGUCCGCUACUGUAGGCUUGACAGGUUCAUCCAUCAUCCUCCGGUACCUGGACGAAAAAGAGCACUUGCUGACAUUCAGGCAUUCCACUACAUAUGAACCUUCAGGUUGCGAAUUUUCAAAGAUGCGAACGCGCAUUCGCCUGUCCAAUCACAUAAGCUAGUUCACAUGUCUUUCAUACAUUGAACACCUUGCUGUGCAACACGAGGAGCUUACUAAUAAAGACCUGACAGAAUUGGAGGCCCAGAGAAAGGACGAAGAGAGACAAGAGGAAGAAGAAGAACAGAAGAGAUUCACAACACAGGAAAUGACAAGGGGAUUGUCUUUAUUUGAGGAGGCACUGUUAGUUUUUGAGCACAGGACCCGAAUGUAGAACGGUACACGAGGGUUGCAGCAGCCAUUCAGAAUGCGAUCCAGUGCUACCGUGUCAUCUGUGACAGCAAAAAAAAAGAGAGCUCCUACCCGGACAUCACUGGAUCGUUUUUACAGGAGGGUAGGUAGAAUUGAAUCCAGCAAGGAACCAGAACCUGUGCCAUCAGUGUCAGGCAUGAGUGAAAUUGCAGCUUGCCCUCCGUCUCCUAUUGCUGACGAUCCUUCAGCUCUACCAUCUCCCACCUCCUCUCCCUCCUCCAGUCAGUAACUCUUCUUGCCUGUUCACUCGAUGCCAGCCCCAGUAUCCCAGCUGUUGUACUACUGUACUUUUCAAGGUACUGUACUGUGAGAUUAAAAAUGUUUUCUUUA
Lagenorhynchus albirostris (white-beaked dolphin) is the source of this 2745-nucleotide messenger RNA. RefSeq names its product biogenesis of lysosomal organelles complex 1 subunit 5 (gene BLOC1S5). The record is from RefSeq and is a predicted model, not a curated record. The coding region runs from base 41 to 640 and encodes 199 amino acids. The transcript has 6 exons. Gene Ontology annotation, cellular component: transport vesicle; BLOC-1 complex. Lineage: Eukaryota; Metazoa; Chordata; Mammalia; Artiodactyla; Delphinidae.